AGACACUGGUGUAUAAAAUGAGAUGUAGCUUUCCUCUGACAGUUCACAAGCAAGAGCAGGAGGGGAGGCAGCUUCCAAAAACGUUCUCCCAUCCACAUCGACCCAUCAGCGUUGGACAAGAUAUCAGUCACCAAGAUGCUGACCCUCUGGGCCCUGGUCUUCACGCUGACCGUCCAGGCAAGAGCACUUGACUUGCAGAAUCCAUCUUUGCUGCUGGGAAAUCUCCCUCAAUUAGCCCUUGAGGUCACCAAAAAAGCCCCUCUCAAUCUGCCACCCGGACCACUGUUCAGAAGUGCCCCAAAAGAUUCUCCAUCUAAGAAACAUCCAACUAGGACCCCAGGAGGCAGGUGUCUACCAGUGGCCAGGUACUUCAUGUCUAGCAGCAAACUCGAAGAAUAUCUGAACGCCACGCUGCCCCCACAGAUCGAGAAGAUGCUGAUGUGUGAGGAGAUAGAUCUAGCUGGUGUGCUUGGGACAGUGAUAUCUACAUUGUCUAACUCCAACCUACUGUCUGUGUUAGACCUCACUUCAUCCCUCAACAUACCUGGAAGUGAUGUUCUUGGUGGUAUCCUGGGCAAGGAAAGUGGUGGCCAGUCCCCAAAGCUCCCACUGUCAUUGCUCUCAACAGCCACUGAUGCCCUCAAUAUCCAAGAGACUCUGGGCAGACUACUACCCACUGGUGCAGAGAAGAAUCCUGUAAAAGGACUUGUCAACACCCUUGACCUCCCAAAUCUCCCCCAGCCUCUGAAUGAUAUCGUUAACCAAGCCGGCAAGCUCACAGAAUCCACCGAGGGUGUGCUGAACAGUCUAGUGCCAGUAGGUGUUAGUGAUGCAGUCACAGGCCUGCUGAGAAAUGCUGACCUAGCAGAACUCUUACUGGGAUUAAAUGUUCAAGAAGUGACUGUGGAGAGUAUGACAUCAACCAUGACAGGUGAUGGGAUCCUCGUCUCUACCACAACUACCGCCUUCAUAGGUGGAAAAGGCCUAGCAGGACCUGUAGUCAGCCUACUGGGAUAUCAAGUACACAGCGAUAUAACUCUGAAAAUUGGCAUUUCCAUGAACAAUACCCAAUGCAUCAACCUCCAAGUCCAGGACAAGGACAUCAAGUUCAAGAAAGUGACCCUUCAAGUAGUGGAAACGGUCACAAAUACUUUGCCAGUGCCUCUGCCUUUGGACCAAAUCGUUUCUCAAGUGUUGACAGUAGCUAUGAAAGAGAAGCUUCAAGAAGUAGAAUCGUGUGACAUUGAUCUCAGUGAUUUCAGCAAAUGCAAGAACUCUACUGACUUGUUCAAGUACAACGUUAAAAGUUCCAGGACUUCUGCACAAGGUCUUUCAAUCUUCUACUGUGCUAAAGCCUUCUUUAACAAAUAUAUAGUCCCUGUACCUGGAAGUCCCCUUCCACCAGAUCCUAGAAAUGCCAACAUUUCCCUAACUCUGUCCCAUAAAUUACUCACCGUUAUCGUCACACUGAGUGUCAAGCAGAGCUCCACCAAGAUGAAUAACCUGGCUGCAAGCAUCACCAAAAUAGCCUACUCCUUCAAGUCAGGCAACCAACUCCAAGUCACCUUGUGGAUUACCGUGGAAAAGGAUGGUGAGAAUUUUACUACCGCGGAAAGGACCUCAAUCAUCUCCCAUGACAGCAAGAUUUCAAAAGACAAAUUGAUACCAGACUUCAAGAUUAUGAGCUCUGAAGACAAGGUGACACCACCUGAGGCUGAAGCAGAAGUGCAAGAUAUAUUGCUUGAGGUUCUGAAGAAAUUUUUGUCUGCCCUUAAUGAACUGACAAGUGCAUGGAAUGUUCCUCCAGGACUAACCUCAAAUCCUCUAACCAAUGCCAAGGUUAAAGUACUUAAAUUGAACGAUCUUCAGGCAGCAAACUAACCCAGCACCUGAUGCCAGAGAAUUUUCCAGAAUGAAAGCAUUCUAAAACUUCUCUAAGAAAUAUUGAGCCAAGGACAUCCUUAUUUAUCAUUAAGGAGCCACGUAGAAUAGUGUUCUGAACAUGUCAACUAUUCUUUGGAAUCUCACCAACAAUACCUUGAAUUAACAAGCGCAAGAAAAGGAAGAAUCCAGGGAUUUUUGGUAUUCUGUAAUCACUUCUUUAAUAAUUAACCUGUUUUCGUGCAAAAAAAAUGACUUGUCUUCAAUUCAUACAAAUAGGAAUUUCGUCUUAUGCUUAGAAUUAGUAAAAGAACUACUUACCAGGAACAUAAAAGUUAACGGUAUGAAUGAUGAGGCAACAAAAUGCAGACUUCAUUUAUCUAGUGCACUAAGGGACAAUCCUGACAAUGACUUUCCUUCCUGUAUCUCUGCCCUCCCCUCUCCAACUCCAAAUGCUUUUUUUGCCUAAUGGCCCAACAUGAAAAUUACACAGGGGCUAGAAUCCAACUUCCCCCAUCAUCACAUGCUAAACAGUGAGAGGCACAGUCCAAAUGCUAAAAGUUGGAUGGCAAAGAGCAGGUAAGAGCCUGGCAAUACCACGAACAGGGCAGCAAAUGAUCUAGGUCCCAGCUUGGUAACUAUAGACCAUGCCAAGUGGCUGUGAGAGGAAAGCUAAGCCAAGCUCCUUUUAAGGAGACCAAUAAGUACAAAGAAUGCCAGAAAAGUAAAGAAGAAGGAUACUGAGAAACAUCACUGUGAUCUUUACACCAGGCAAAGACUAUGGCUUGUGCUCAGUGUCUGUUCUGGAACCAAAAGAACUCAGAUCGUGGACACAAAGACAGAUAGGGGAAGCAGGGCCAGAUUCAGGACUCACCUCACAGCAAGGAGCAGCACCCCAUAAAAUAAAGGCCAAAUCGCAUUAUUACCUUCAGCCUUUUGUCCAAACCUUAGGUCUUGAUUUCUCCCCAGGCCAUACUUCCCACAGUCAAUCCCAUCUCGGUAAAUGGCAAUAUGAUCCACUCAGGUUCCCUAGUCAGACACGUGGAAUCAUUUUUGAUUCCUCUCUCUUUCACCAACAGACCAAGUCCUAUGGAUUCUGCCUCAAGAACACCUCUCAUCUGUUUGCUUCUAUCACCAUCCUGGUCCAAGUCAUCAUCAUCAUCUUUCACCAGGGCAACUGGUCUCCCUGCUUCAGCCCUUGCCACCCACAAUCCAUUCCCCAACUGGC
Felis catus (domestic cat) is the source of this 3109-nucleotide messenger RNA. RefSeq names its product vomeromodulin-like. The record is from RefSeq and is a predicted model, not a curated record. The transcript has 15 exons. The coding region runs from base 136 to 1881 and encodes 581 amino acids. Gene Ontology annotation, biological process: sensory perception of smell. NCBI's taxonomy places the organism in Eukaryota, Metazoa, Chordata, Mammalia, Carnivora, Felidae.